CCUGCGCCCCAGCCCCGCGCUGCGUCUGCGCUGUGGCCCGAGCGAGGGGCGCGGAGCGGGCGCUCCCGCUGGGGCCGUCGCGGUCAUGGCGCCGCCGCGCCGCCCGGGCCUGCUGCUGGUGCUGGUGCUGCCGUGGCUCGGUGGAACGCGGGCUCAGGACACCUGUGCGCCUCCAGAUCGGCUGCCAUAUGCUGAGCUCCAGGAGCCUUUCAACACAAUGAAGAGCUUCACUGUUGGAACCAAGGUGUCUUACACUUGCCGGCCAGGGUAUAUAGGAAUCCCCAGAAAAUCACCAACUCGUACAUGUGGUGAAGACUUACAGUGGUCACCCAUAGAGCAGUUCUGUACAGAGAGAAAGUGUCAGCAUCCAGGAGAUUUAGAACAUGGUUUUAUUAAUGUGACGGAUCUUACAUUUGGAUCAAAAGCUACUUUUUCUUGCGAAGGAGGAUUCCGAUUACGUGGAACUGAUGAGAUUUCCUGUGUGAUUAAGGAUAAUGGUGUUGACUGGAAUAGAGAUCUUCCUUUCUGUGAAAGAAUUCCUUGUGAACCACCUCCAAGCAUAGCCAAUGGGCGUUACACUGAAGCAGCUGGCUAUGCUUAUCAAACAUCAGUAACCUAUACAUGUGAUGAUGUCCCAAAAGGCACAGAUCCCUUCUCACUGAUUGGACCAAAUACUAUUUUCUGCACAUACAAUGCACAGUCAAAUGGAGUUUGGAGUGGACCACCUCCACAGUGUAAAGUGGUCAAAUGUGAGAACCCAAGAGUUGCAAAUGGCAAAAAAAAAUCUGGAUUUGGACCUUCCUAUAGCUAUGGGGACUCAGUUAUGUUUGAGUGUGAUCCAGGCUAUUUCAUGAUCGGAGAGGAGAUAAUUACCUGUGAAGAAAAUAGCACCUGGUCUCCUCCACAACCAACUUGUGAGAAAAUUACUCGAAGUAUGUGUGAUGCCCCAAAGAUCACGCAUGGAGCAGUGGUCCCAGCGAAGUCUGUAUAUGAAAGAGGAGAGUCUGUUCGCAUAAAGUGCGGUGCUGACUGUGCUUUUCCCGAUGGCGCUGAAGAGAUGACAGUAACUUGUCAAGGCCAGAAUACGUGGAGUUCUUCACAAAACUGCAUGUGUGGGCCUAAAAGUUCUGGUGUCACUCCAGACAUUGCUUAUGGUAGAGUAAUUGAUGGACAAAAACCUUCGUAUUCUGUUGGGGAUGUUAUUACGAUUGAAUGUUAUGCAGGCUACACGUUACACGGUGAAGCUCGUAUUGAGUAUAAUGGAGAAAACCAAUGGAUUCCUGGAGUGCCAACUUGCCAGUUAAGUGCAUAUAUUGUGGCCAUCAUCUGUGUGAUUGUGGCAAUUGUGGUGUUCCUGGCAGCCUUCUGGGUCUAUAAGAAAUUCUUUUCACAAAAUGGGAAACGUGACAGCACUCCAUGUACUGCCGAAUAUAAGAUCUGUAAAGCAUGAAAUGACCUUUUUUUUGGGGUGGGAGGGAAUUUUGCAGUUGAAUAUACCUAUCAGAAAUGGAAAAUGAUUGCACUUGCAUUGAGUUUCUGUAGAUUAAUAUCUUGUGCUGUGUCUUAUACUACUGAUUAGUAGGGUAAGAAUAAUAUAUAUCUGCUUUUUUUUACGGGCCACUUGUCUUUUCUGUGUAUGUGAAAUGGUUUUAAAGUCACAUACCUAUAGCAUGCAAGAGUGUCUGUGUCGGCGGGAGUACUGGACUUAUCACUGUCAUAGUACCAGCUGCUGCCGCCUGCUGCCUUCAGUGCUACUUCUUUCCUUACAGAAGACUAUCCAGUGUUAGUUUUGCUCACUAAAAUCCAAAUGUGCUUCUCAGUCAUUUUGGUGGUUCUGGUGGUAUAAAUUAUUCUUUUGUCUCUUGUAUUCUGGAAUGUUUUAUUAUUAAUUUCCUUAAGAGAUUGGUGCCACUUAAGGCUAUGUCUUUUUGAAACGACCACAGUUUAGAUCUUUUAUAUACUACCUCUUUGUUUGCCAAAGUUGGUUUCUGUAUAUCUAAUGAAUUAAAGCGUGCCUUUAAAUCAGAGUUUUUUAGCUUUUCUGUUGCCUUUAAGAAGGAAAAAAGCCAUAUAUAUUUCUGGCUCUGUGAUAUAGUCCCAGAAGGACUACAGUGGAUUUGUGGGAAUGGAAGACUGAAGGUUUCUAUAGCGAAGGUAUCCCCUGUCUUUGAAUUUGUUGGCCUAUUGACAGAAGGAAAAAACAGUGGUAGCCAUCUCCUUUCAGGAGCACAGUGUAAGUUCCUUAGGAUACUUGAUUUUUAUUGAGCCUUGAUGUCAGUUUUGGACAUAAUUUGUUGCUUUUCAGGAUAAGAAAAGGGUGCUGUGUGGAUCUAGCUUCGCUUUUUCACUUGAAAUAUAUAUUCCACAUAGAGCAUUUAAUAUUUCUGUAUACAGACUAUGAUGCUAAAUCUAGCUCUGUAAUGCUAGAUUUAGCAUCAGGUAGCUGUUGAGAAACAGAAGCCUUUCCCUGUCAGACUCCCUUCCCUUUUCACGUUAAGGGAAGACCAAACCAGCUUAGUUGCGGGACUGGAUAUGCUGGCCGUUGCAGUAGAUGUAUCACUCUUGAGGUAGCUGCUUGCUUCAGGAAGUGUUCUAGUCAGGACUGAACUCCAGGAGCUCCCAUCACUGCGUUUGCCAUGAGUGGAGACUCAGAUGUGCAUUGAUUGCUGUUACUUUAAAUGCAUACUCGUUACUUCUAAUUCCUUAUUAAAACCAAAAGCUUAAUUAGGGCGGGUUUUGGCUUGCUGAAUCUCUGAGUUUGCUGUCAACAUACAGGCAGCUUGUAAGAACUAGUUUUCUCAGAAAAAACAAAUUGCCUCACUUCAGAUGGCUGAGGCAGCAUUUAAACUAUUCCUGCUUGUCUGUGGAUGGUUGGCACUGCUCUCCCCUGGCGUGAUCAGAUUGUUUGAGUAACAUAGAACUGUUAUAGGGCUUUUUGGGACAAUCCCAGCGGUUGUAUUGUUACAGUGCAUAAUAGUGUCUCGUUAUGAAAAAGGGGUUUUGGCUAUGCAGAAUGACUUGCUGUUCAUUGCCUAGCCGAUACCUAGUUUGAUAACUGUUUGUAAACACUGUGAUACUAUCCUGAAUUGAGCGUGUUGGUCAUUAGCUAGUUUGAUUAUGUAUGGCAUCUUCAAUGUUUUAAAAUAUGCUGAAACGCACUUACUGCUGAAGUGAAAUAACUGUAAAAACUGGCUUUAUUUUUACAUUUUUUUUCCCGGAUGUAAAGACCAGUGAUGACUUGUAAUAUUACAAAUAAAAAUGUUAAAUUA
Falco peregrinus (peregrine falcon) is the source of this 3269-nucleotide messenger RNA. RefSeq names its product CD46 molecule (gene CD46). The transcript is spliced from 11 exons. Lineage: Eukaryota; Metazoa; Chordata; Aves; Falconiformes; Falconidae. The record is from RefSeq and is a predicted model, not a curated record. Bases 86 to 1450 code for a protein of 454 amino acids.